Anarrhichthys ocellatus (wolf-eel) is the source of this 2923-nucleotide messenger RNA. RefSeq lists its product as uncharacterized. The transcript is spliced from 2 exons. NCBI's taxonomy places the organism in Eukaryota, Metazoa, Chordata, Actinopteri, Perciformes, Anarhichadidae. The record is from RefSeq and is a predicted model, not a curated record. The coding region runs from base 207 to 1013 and encodes 268 amino acids.
GCUUCCUUUGUGGGAUACAUCCCCCAAUCUGACGUCAGCUGGAUGUGGGAUUUUUCCUCCCCAUCCCAGCCUCAAGCUAACGCAUUCACAUGUCAGCUCUUCAGCAGCAACUCGAGGCUCAGGUAUAUGUACCUGAACACCUCAUAUCAUCACAUCCACACAUCAACACCAAUCAAAAUGCUGCCUGAGACUCUCCUCCAGCAGUGAUGCCUGCCGUCAGCCCUCCCACCCCUCUCCUCUGUGUGCUGCUCUGUGUGUCGGUGGCUCUGCAGCGCUCUGACCUGCGUCUGGCUUACGUGACCCACAACAGCUUUUUCUACUACUCCUGCAGCCAGGACCCGCAGCCCUGCAGCGUCUCCUCACUUACAGACUGCAGAUGCAAGGACAUCCAGGUUUCCACGCUGCACCACCCGCAGUCGCACUCGUCCCCCGUCUUCCGGAUGAGACGUUUAACGGUUUGGUUCACGUCGCCAUUAAACACGGCUCGUCUGCUCAACAACUCCGAGGUAAGACACCUCACUCUGAUUCACUGUGGCCCCGGAGGAUCUGAGCCACCCUCUUCUUCCCUGGAGGGACAUUUUGCCGUGCAGCACCUUGAGAGGCUGACAGUGGUGAACCUGGAGAAGAUGCCGGUUCACCACUGUCCAGAUGCAAACAGAGCCUGGAACAUAGACUCAAACAGUGACCCUGACAGAGAUAAUGGUGCUCACCUUGACACAAAUAGAUACAAGAAGGAUAAAGACACAAACCUGGACAUGACUGUGAAGAGAGAUUCCUUGGAUUUGUCCUCGCUCCAGUGCCAAGACAUCUUCCUGGGCAGGGAGCUGGGAGCACCGUUUCACGAACAGGCCAGACUGGGAAUCAUCCACAGCUCCGUGCUGGAGUGGGGAGCAGUGGUCAAAGCCUACACGGUUCAGACACACAUAGACAAUGACGGCGUGCUGCCGUUCCCUGAUCUCCACCUGCCAAAAUUACCAGAGACAUCUGUCAUAUAUGUCAGCUUUGUGUACUGAUGAGUUACUUUGCAGGAGGAAGAUGAUCUAGUGUUCAGGACCUGCAAACAAUCACUUUCUUGCUCACCAGGGAUCCUACAUUUUGGAUUAUAAUUUGAGUCUUUUUUCUUGCAGGCCUCCGAUUUACUAAAUAAAUAGAUAACUCCAAUGUAAACACAGGAUUUUGCACACACACGCAAACCCAAGCAAAACUAAAUUAGAUUAUUCUUAUCCUAUAGAUUUAACCGUCAUUUUCCCAAGUGGCCAGAUAACUUUGCACAGCUGUUUAUCAGCAUUACAAAUAUAUAUCAACUAAUGAGGGACCAGAGUAGCCUGCCAACCCCCUCCAGCUGACGUGUUUUUUGUUUUUAAAUGUUGGUUGUGAAAUGGGUGUCUCUGUUAACCAUUUAUUUGCCCCUUGUUUUUCUACCACAAAGACAGAAAAUGUGAGCGUCCACCAUGAAGUGCAUCCCACUGAAGCUCUGAUCCGGUUGCUGAAUUAACACUGAAUAUAAAUCUGCUGCCUGUUAUUUCAGCUUUUCAUUUGUGCUUGACAGAUGUAGCGACCGGUUUACUUGUAGGCUAAAUGUCUUCGCUGGAGAGAGGACAUUGAGCUUAUUUGGUCUGUGUGCAGCAUAAAUCCCACCAAGCUCAGCUCUGGCAUUCCUACAGCUGACCUCUGACCUCUGUGAGAAAGAAAGGAGAGACUUUCUCCUCUGGGAUCGAUUAAUCGUCUUAAAUGUGAAAUGCAAUGUUUGGUUCCAGGAUUCGACCACAAGAUGGCAGCAGAUACAUUUCAGUCAAAGAGGAAGACGUGAAGGGAAGUGUUUCAGAAGGACUGAGCUGACUGAUAGCAGGAGGAAAAAACGUUUUUUGUUUUUUUUGUUUUUAAAGUCUACAACUCUUAAAAGAAUCCAGCUAACCUUAAAUUCAGCAAAUAUGUCGUGACGUAUCUCAGCACUUUAAAAGCCUGUGAGGAAUAUUGUUUGUUAGGAUGGAGGUAUAAGAGUUAAUGAAUGAUGGCAUAUUUAUUUGUUUACAAAAAUGAAAUGAACAAUUUCAUCACUUGCAUUUGUGUAAAACAGAAACAGAAAUAAAUUAUUUACUCAUCACUUGGGAAUCUAACAUGAUAGAUAUUGUCCAAAAAUUGAUUUGUCCAAAGUUGCAAGUUAAACCAUAUCUUGUAAUGUAUUUUAUGUUUACAAUAUGAGGUAUAAACGAAUUGCAAUGUGGAGGGAAAUCCACCGAAAGUCACAAUUUAAAAGUGUGACCAGAAAUUUUAUUUGAUAUUUUUUUGACAUCACUGAUCAUUGUGAGGUACAGCUGCAUUUGUCCGGUUAACGCCUCGUGCGUCAGUCUGAUAAUGAGUCCUGUUUAUACAUGUGUGUGUGUGUGUGUGUGUGUGUGUGUGUGUGUGUGUGUGUGUGUGCUGAGUGUGCGCUGACACCUGCUAGAGAGCCGCUUAUUUGCAUGAUAAACGUGCGGCGCAUCUUGUUCAGAGCCCCGUGAAUGCAAACUGAUGUCGCCUGUUGAUCCUGCACCUGAGAGGUCAGCACACCACCCCGACGCACACUACGGGGGCAAUUACCGGAGAAAUCCCCGGCGGCGGCGGUGAGGCAGCCGGGCUGCUCACAGAGAGACCGGCCGCUCUCCUUAUGGGAAUCCUGAAGGUUGGUGUGAACCGUGACCUCCACUUGUGCUAAUCGGAAGACAAACUGCCGCCUGUAAAAACAAAUCAUUUACACGUUCGGUCUGAUACUCGUGAUGUAUUGAGCACGCUCAAUGCACACUGUUAAUAUUGAUGUCAGUCUGAAAAAAGUGGACGGGCCGAGAGUAAAUCGGAUUGAUUUUAGGUGGGCUCUCCCUCCACUGCACCCCUCCAACUGUGAGUCUUUAACCACGCUGCCGCCGUCUCCUCACCGGCAGUUUAG